AUGGAAACAUUGACCUACAGGAGUGACACCGCAGAGUAUGCAUGGCUGCACAUCAUGCUAAGCGUGUUCAUAAUACUGUUCAACAUACCAAUCGGCCUCCCUUUUCUCUUCCGGCCCCUGCUUCUUGCUCAGACUUAUGUUUGGUGCCGGGUCAACCCCACAGUCCGGGUCUCCAUAUUUGGCCUUUUCACUCUUCCAACAAGCCUGUAUCCACCCGCUUUGAUACUGCUUGAUCUACUCACUGGAGGCCCAGCGAAAGCUCUUGGUGGCAUCGUCGGUCUUCUGGCAGGUCAUUUAUGGUGGUUUCUUUUUACGUACCUCCCAAGCCAUGCGCCUUCCCAUCUACGCCGUGCCAACCCCCUUGCAACACCCCUUUUCUUCAAGAGACAAUUCCCUGCUAGUCAGCCAAUGCCCCAGACUGUAACAGUACAGCAAGGUCAGAGGCUUCACAAGCUGCUAGGCAUAGGUGGGGUGGAGGACAGCGACUUGGAGGAUCUGCCCUCUGAAAGGUACACCAGGAUGAACAUGUUGAAGCUGUGGGCAGUCUGGGCUUGCCAGGAAGGCAAGUAUGCUGCCGGCUUUGCCAAAUGGAGCCAGCUCUGGAUGGCAAAAGUCCUAGACCAAGACUGGAUUCACCAGGCGCAGCGCUCUGUUACCAUGAAGUGCAUGAAGGGGACCACUCCCCAACACUUUGAGACCUUUGCUGCCAGCAUACUUGACCACCAGAACUUGCUCAAGGGUUCUUACAAACUGCUCACCAUAAUGGGGCCAAGUGUAUCUUGCUGGCUGGGUUGUGUUCUCACUUAA
Molecule: messenger RNA, 807 nt
Organism: Cryptococcus amylolentus CBS 6039
Lineage: Eukaryota; Fungi; Basidiomycota; Tremellomycetes; Tremellales; Cryptococcaceae
Exons: 7
Coding region: 1-807 (268 amino acids)
Biological process (GO): endoplasmic reticulum unfolded protein response
Cellular component (GO): Hrd1p ubiquitin ligase ERAD-L complex; endoplasmic reticulum membrane
Molecular function (GO): misfolded protein binding; ubiquitin-specific protease binding
Source: RefSeq, a predicted model, not a curated record